Talaromyces atroroseus is the source of this 735-nucleotide messenger RNA. RefSeq lists its product as hypothetical. The coding region runs from base 1 to 735 and encodes 244 amino acids. The transcript has 2 exons. The record is from RefSeq and is a predicted model, not a curated record. Lineage: Eukaryota; Fungi; Ascomycota; Eurotiomycetes; Eurotiales; Trichocomaceae.
AUGCUUCCGGCCGUUCUCCGACGACGCCUGGAUCGCGUGCAUAAUCUACAGCUAUCUUUUCUGGCUGCAGAGCGGGACCGUGUUCAAAUUGACGCGACCCCGCUUUCGGAGGUGGACUUUGUUUUUUCUUCCUCACUGCUUCGAAAUGCCGGUUUUGAGGCUCAGCAAUCCAACUCAGACACUCGACUCGUUCGAAGCCUCUUCAUCAACGGUCUAGGGUACUUGCUCGAUGCACUGCCGUCGGACUUGACUGUCGACGAAGCUCGUGCCAUUUACGAUCAUCUCCCCGAAUCUGUAAGGGUGAGUGUCGAGAACUCAGCAGGCGCAACCACCUCGCAGAGAAAUCUAGCUUCCUCGAACUCGCCAUCUUAUUUGCACCGCCUGAUUGCCACCUUUAUCGUGUACAUCUUCGUCUUCGUACAAGUAAUACUUCCGUACCUAAGAAAGCUCUUGAAUUUGAUAUACAGAUAUGAACGAAAAUAUCGUCUUACCGAAAAAGUUCUUGCUACCGCUCUGAAUACGGCCGACGGGGCCAAUGGCAAAGGCGCCCAUAAUGUCGGCUUAUUUUUGUCGAUUUCAAAUCAAGGCAAGAUUAUGACGGCGGUAGGGGAUCUGAUUGCCUGGCUGAGCGAAUCUGUUGCUGGUGGUAUAUACGAGGGCGUUAACGAGGGCCUUGUUGCCGUUGGAGUAGCUCAUAGCCCAAACGGCGAAUUAGAACAGCGACGGCCUUCCUAG